Molecule: messenger RNA, 4677 nt
Organism: Alexandromys fortis (reed vole)
Lineage: Eukaryota; Metazoa; Chordata; Mammalia; Rodentia; Cricetidae
Gene: Ackr2
Product: atypical chemokine receptor 2
Exons: 2
Coding region: 1034-2176 (380 amino acids)
Biological process (GO): G protein-coupled receptor signaling pathway; positive regulation of cytosolic calcium ion concentration; cell chemotaxis
Cellular component (GO): external side of plasma membrane; membrane
Molecular function (GO): C-C chemokine receptor activity; C-C chemokine binding
Source: RefSeq, a predicted model, not a curated record
AUGCCAAUCUCAUGCUUUGCUACAUAGCAGUACAUAGGUGUGGGUGAAGGUUUUCUAGACAAGACAGCAAAAGCAAAGACCGAAACUAGAGGCUGGGGUGGGGAAAAUGAACUUUAUCAAAGCAGUGCAGAGGAGAGACUCAGAAGAAUGAUGAGGGAGCCUACAGGGUAGCAAAAAAUAUGAAUUAUUCAUCUGACAAGGGAUUAAUACCAGGAGUAUAUAUAUAAGGACCUUAAGCCAUUACCCUCUCCCAAACUAUCUGAUCUUAAAAUGAGCAAAUGAUUAGCUAGGCAUGAUAGUACAAGCCUGCAAUCUCAGUGCUUGGGAGAAGCAGGCAGGAGGAUCUGGAGUUCAAGGUCAGCCUCUGCUGCAAGGCAAGUUCAAAACCAAAACAAAUCAAAGCAAACAGAACAAAACAAACAAAAGACCAGAGAGGGUGAAGAUAUUUCCCAAAAGGAGACACAUAGUGCAACCUUGCUGGCUGGGAUGCAGAGAAAAGAGGCUCAAAAGCCGUUGGAGGGAUGUAAAUGAGUGUGGUCACCAUGCAUUCAGAGCUUAGCCGAAGGCCCAGGAAAAAUGCCCCACCGCCAUGGCAUUUAGCAUGCAGAUUCUCAAAAUAACUGUACAUCGAACCACCAGAUGUAUGUGUGUGGGAAAUGCAGGCCUCACAGAGAGAGAAAUGAGCAAUCACAGAAGGUGUGGAAGAGGCUGGAUGGGUGAGGAUGUAGUCUGUGGCGGAAGAGGCGCAGGGAGCCUCUGCAUGGUACACUGACUGCAGAGAAUCAUGUGUGCUGUGGGUAUUUUUAAACCUCGAAGGCAGAUUCUCAUUAGAGAAGCAGAGACGCACCACUUCCCACAACUCUGCAAGAGAGGAGCCAGGGCAACAAGGAAAAAGAAUUCUGAGAAGAGAGGAAAGCCAGAACAGCAGGGGAACUGGAAAGGGAGCAGAAAAAAGGAGGCACCAAUUUGAAACUAACACCAGCAUUCUGGCUGGGCUCAGAGACCAGACACUGCAAGCAAGAGAAGUUCAGCCAUGCCCACCAAAGCCUCCCCCCUGCCACUCACCACCAGCUCCGAGAACAGCAGCUCCAUCUACGACUACGAUUACCUGGAGGAUGUGACCGUCUUGGUCUGCAGGAAGGAUGAGGUCCUUUCCUUUGGGAGAGUCUUUCUGCCGGUCAUUUACAGCCUGAUCUUUGUGCUGGGCUUGGCUGGGAACCUCCUCCUCCUGGUGGUACUUCUCCGCUACACACCACGAAGACGGAUGAUCGAGCUCUACCUGCUGAACAUGGCCAUCUCCAACCUCUUGUUUGUAGUGACGAUGCCCUUCUGGGCCAUCUCUGUGGUCUGGCAUUGGGUUUUUGGCAGUUUCAUGUGCAAGGUGGUGAGCGUUCUCUACACGAUUAACUUUUACAGCGGCAUCUUCUUUAUCACUUGCGUGAGCCUGAACAAAUACCUGGAGAUCGUUCAUGCUCAGCCUCUCCACAGACCGCAGACCCGGUUCAGGAACUUGCUCCUCAUUGCCGCAGUGUGGACCACGGCCCUGGCCAUCUCUCUCCCAGAGAUGGUCUUUGUCAAGGUCCACCAGACCUCAGAUGGUGUGUUGCACUGUUACGCGGAUUUUGGUGGACACGCGACCGUUUGGAAGCUCUACCUGCGCUUCCAGCAGAACCUUCUGGGGUUUCUCCUCCCACUCUUGGCCAUGGUCUUUUUCUACUCCCGCAUCGGCUGUGUUUUGGUCAGGCUGAGGCCGCCAGGCCAGGGCCGGGCUCUGAGGAUGGCCGCGGCCUUGGUGGUAGUUUUCUUCCUGCUCUGGUUCCCGUACAACCUCACCGUGUUUCUGCACUCGCUCUUGGACCUGCAUGUCUUCGGGAACUGCCAGAUCAGCCACUCUCUGGACUACACGAUGCAGGUGACGGAGAGCCUGGCCUUCUUCCACUGCUGCUUCACGCCCAUCCUCUACGCCUUUUCCAGCCGCCGCUUCCGGCAGUAUCUGAAAGCUUUCCUGGCUGCCGUGCUGAGAUGGCACCGGGACCCUGGCCCUGCCCAGGCUCUGCCAUCUAGCCAUUCGGAGAGCAGCAGGGUUACUGCCCAAGAGGAUGUGGUCAGCAUGAAUGACCUGGGAGAGAGGCAGGCUGAUGACCCCCUUAACAAGGGGCAUACGGGGCCUGAUUAGGCCUGAGUGGCUGGGCCGUGCCAUUCCAGAAAGAACACUGCUCCCUCUCAGGGCUCGCUUGACUGCACUGCUUGGCCCUGUGAUUCUCAACCACCAGCCGUCCUUGCUCAUGGCUGCCCCUUCCUCCGUCUCCCUGGACCCCAUGCUGUCUGUUGAUUCACUGCAAUGGUCCACAUGAUCUUUGCUUCUGUGGCUUUCUGGGCCCCCAGCAGCCAGUGAGGUCAUUCUACUCGGGCUUCAAGGGCUUUGUGACCAGCCUGUGAUCUCACCUCUGCCAUGCUCCCUCCUAGUUUCUGGGUGCAGGGCUCCCGGUCUUCCCUCCCAGUAGGGAGAGCUCAGCCAUGCCACCAGCCUGGACAGUCGUCCCCUUGGGGAGCGAUGGCUCAUUCCUUUGUUCUUGGGGUCAUGGCUCAGAUCUCACGGUGUUGGCGAGGGGCCCCAUGCUCACCCUACUUCAUGCCCUGCCUGCAUCCCCGAUGCUCUAGACCGUUGGCAUCUGCCCUGACCACUUACACUCAGUCCACAGAUUUCUCCCGUCUGUGGUGUCCACUCGUUACUGCCUUAAGCCCAUCCACCCUGCAGAGCCGCGGAGGGAGGCUCUUACUGCGUGGUCACAGCUACACUCAAACCCAUGCCACAGAAGAAAGUGUCUGUGGAGUAUGAGUGACGAGUUCUUUCUCUGUGGCAUUUUUGCAAAGAGCCACAGGCACUCUCCUCACCACUGAGUUACACUUUUCUGUGUAACUCAGAGGGGUCUACACCUUCCUGGGCUUGAUGGUAGCUCCAGAGCUGUCGUCUGAAGGCAUUGGAGGUGCUCCAGUCGGAGAACAGCACAGCAGGCACACAUCUGGCAGGAGGAAGGCAGGAACCAUCCCAGCUCGGGCCUGAUCUCAGGACCUUCAGUCUUUCAGAGGUCUGUCAGUCAAGUUCAAGGCUUUCUCUGAACUUUCCGAAAGACCUGCUGGGGAGAAGGCGGCCCCUCAACACAUCCUGCUGGGAAAACUGGGUUUGCAUGUGUGGGAGAUUAAAACAAGAUCCUAUCUCUCAUCCGAUACAAGAGCAGCUAAAAAUGGAUCGGAGACUCGGUAGACCUAAAGCUUUGACCCAAAGGAAAAGCACAGGGAAACAACCAAGACAUCAUCAGAGGCAAGGACUUUCGGAGCAAAGUUCCACUACCUCAGGAAACACAAGCAGGAACUGAGAUGCAGCAUCGCACAAAGUUACAUAGUGUUAUAGUCUCCAAGGCACAGGGGCAAAGGUCAGGAUAAAAAGACGGCUUCAUCCGUCUCUUUAACCCAGCUCACUUUUACCUAACAGGGCCAAUGUCCAGAUUGCACAGGGGACUAAAAAAUUGACAAGGUCAAAUAAUCCAAUAAAAAAAUAUGGGUGAGUGGUCUGAACAGGCAUUUCUCAAAAGAAAAGAUGCUCAAUAAACACAUGAAAGCCACUCUGCACCCUUGUCUGUCACGGAAACAAAAAAUAGGAUGAUGCCACAGGUCUACCUCACCCAGGUCAGUGUUCCCAGAGAAGUUACAAGAACAGCAGAACCAUGGACUCUGGUGGACACAGGGAAGAUGGACCCUAGUGACUGCCGCUGGGUAAACUGGUACAGUCGCUGUGGGCAGGAAUUUGUUGGUUAAAGAACUGAAAACUGCUAAUGACCCAUCAAUAAAACCCCUGAGUGUCUCUGAAGGAAGUGGAGUCGGCGAACUCCGGAGACAAGCAUGCAUCAUGUUUAUCAUGCCCCUCACGAUAAACGACAGCCAGGACGGGAAUCAGCAUAGCUGUGCAGCCACUAACAAACAUGUGGAAAACACCAUAAACACACUGGAGGGCAUUACCCAGCCUUGGAGGAGACGAGGAGAAGCCGGGAAAUGAUAGUGUUCUGGUUGAGUCAAGUGACGUAAGCCAGGCUUACAGGAGUAUCACGUAUUUCCUCUAUUUCGUGGAAGCUAAGACAAGAGAGUAGAAGUAGGAGUAGGGAGAGCAGAGGGGGGGAGACGUGGCGCAUGUGUGUCAUGGACAAAGCAUGGUAUACACAUGUAAGGAAAGGUCAAAGGGAACCCUGUCAGUCUACACAGGAUGAGCCCAUAACUACAACAACAUUGCUUGGCAUGAAGGCCAGGACUUGUGUGUGCGUGCACACUCAUAUGCGUGUGCGUGUGUGAGUGGGUGUGCAUGUGUGCAAUGAAUAUGUAUGUGCCAAUAUAUACAUCCACCUUUGUUUUUUGAGACAAGGUCUCUCCCUGGUCAAGGCAGACCCCCGUCUCCCCCUUCCCCGAGGCUGCACAGCUAUAUGCACCAAGCCUGGCUUUUUGACACUGGGGAUUGGACUCAGGUUCUGGUCCCUGUGUGGCAGGUGCUUCCUUGACUGUGCCUCCCAAGGCCAGAGCUUUCUCAGCUGCAUCCAGGCAUCUUCACCCUCCAGCUCCUCCGUUUCCCGAACACUCGCCACUCCGUGGCUCUCGUCUGCUUCCUCUGUAAUAAAGUUUGCUUCUGGU